AUGGAGAGCUGCAGCUUGGUCGACACGGCCGGCGCCGCCGCUCUCUGCUCCACGCCGGGCGGGCGCCGCCGCGGCCGCGCCGGCAGCGCCGCGAGGUUCUUCAACUGCCCCGGCUCCUCCAGAGAGCACGGGGUGAGCGCGUCCUACUCCAUCGGCCGGAUGCUGAGCGGGGUGAGGUCGGCGGCGCGGAGGAAGCUGUUCAGGAGCGAGCCCGAGUGGAUGGGCGUCAACUGGCCCGACUCCACCGGCCACCAUUGGUGGACGACUCUCGAGAACAACUUCGUGCUGGAGGCCUCCGAGGACGAGUACAGCGGGGUCGUCGUCGACGCCGACAGGCUGCCGGCCGACGGGGCCGCCUUCGCCCGGUCGCUCGCGGCGUCCCUCUCCUACUGGCAGUCCGUGGGAAAGAAAGGGGUGUGGCUGAAACUGCCUGUGGAUCGAUCUGAGUUUGUUCCCAUAGCAGUCAAGGAAGGAUUCAAGUACCACCACGCGGAGGAGGCCUACUUGAUGCUGACGUACUGGAUCCCCGACGAGCCGUCUCUGCUCCCAGCGAACGCUUCUCAUCAGGUCGGCGUCGGGGGCUUCGUGAUCAAUGAUCAAAUGGAGGUCCUAGUGGUGCAGGAGAAGUACCGCGGCUGGGCGUUGGAUGGUGUCUGGAAACUCCCCACGGGGUUCAUUCAGGAGUCAGAAGAAAUAUACACGGGAGCCAUCAGAGAGGUCCAGGAAGAAACAGGGGUUGACACUGAAUUCGUGGAUGUGGUUGCCUUCAGGCACGCGCACAACGUGGCGUUUCAGAAGUCGGACCUGUUCUUCAUCUGCAUGCUGAGGCCUCUGUCGAGCGCGAUCAAGAUCGACGAAACGGAGAUUCAGGCAGCAAAGUGGAUGCCGCUGGAGGAGUUCGUGAAGCAGCCCUUCAUCCAGGAGGACCACAUGUUCCAGAAGAUCAUGGACAUCUGCAUCCAGCGGCUGAGGAAGUGCUACUGCGGCCUCACGGCGCACAACGUCGUCUCCAAGUUCGACGGCCGGCAGUCCACCCUCUACUACAACGUGGGCGAGCCCGAGGAUGUCAACUGCGACGCUGCCUGA
Messenger RNA from Triticum turgidum subsp. durum (durum wheat), 1086 nucleotides. The record is from the annotation of a GenBank genome assembly. Lineage: Eukaryota; Viridiplantae; Streptophyta; Magnoliopsida; Poales; Poaceae.